AUGAGCAUGGACGACCCCGUUGAGAUGAUUCGCGUAUUGCAGCAGAAAAUGGACGAGAUGCAGCAGCGCCACGAGGACGAGAUGGCGACCGUAAAGGCCGACUGCGAAGCCCGGAUAGCCCGGGAGGUUGGACGGAUAGACGGGGGAGAGCGAGUAAAGGAUAAAGGAAAGGAGGUGGCGGGAGAGCGCCCGCCCCCAGAUACCGAGUGUGAUAGGACUUGGAGGCCCACCGGAUCUGAAGCAGAAGGAAGCAAGGCUAAAUCGGUGCAUGCGGAGAGCGUUGCCGAGGACGGGCGGAUGGUAGUCAAGUCGGAGCCGUCAUCCGCCUUAUUGCUUCCAUUCACCCAGAACAUAAUGAAUGUCCAAAUCUCGGAGCAAUUUGUGGCUUCGCAGUUCAAAAUGUAUAACGGGACAACGGAUCCUGCGUCCCAUAUCCAGACGUUCUCGAACGCAAUGGCGUUCCGAACGGGCAAUGAAGCCAUUUGGUGCCGAGCGUUCUCGCUCUCAUUGGAGGACGAAGCAUUGGAAUGGUUUAAUACCCUCCCCCCUAAUUCAAUAGAAAACUUUACCGGGUUAAAGCAGCUAUUCAUUAAACAAUUCACGGCCAGUAGUACCCAAGACUUGACCGUAUUCGAAUUAAUGACCCUCAAGCAGGGGAAGGAUGAAGCGCUGCGGACGUUUAUGGACAGGUAUCAGAAGACCGUCCGGCGCGUGAAAAGCCUGACGCCAGAGCUCGCCCUUCACUAUAUCCUGCCGGCUCUAAAGCCGGGGCCGUUUAAGGAUAGCGUCUGCAGGCGAGCGCCCAAAACAAUGGAGGAGCUGAGGGAACGAGCGGCAGAUGAGAUAAGGGUGGAGGAGAUGAAGCUCUCCUACAAAAAAGAAAAUCAAGAAGCCAGGGAACCAAGGACGGACGGUCAUACCACCGAGGAAUGUUGGACCCUCAGGGAUAAAAUAGAGGAGCUCAUCCGGGCAGGAAAGCUUAAGAAAUACGUCUGUGAUGAACGCCCGCCCCAAUCAACCGAUCGGCCUGCUCAGAGGUCGGCGUACCGAAAAGAUAAGCCGAGGAGCACGAGAGCGGAGCGACCCCGCUCAGAGAGGCGACCGAACCGAAGUCGAAGCCGCAGCCGGGAACGCCCCUUGAGAGGACAUAUCAACACUAUUUCUGGAGGAUUCGCGGGAGGAGGAUCGUCCUCCUCCGCCCGUAAACGCCAUGUUCGAGCCCUCCAGUCCGUGCAUUUAGUAGACAAGCCACGCCGCUCCAUGCCGCCCAUCACCUUUUCGGAUGAAGAUUUUCACGCCCCUGAUCCUGACCAGGACGACCCAAUGGUCAUAACGGCAGAGAUAGCGCGGUACGGAAUCAGCAAAGUUCUAGUUGACUAG
Vigna angularis (adzuki bean) is the source of this 1380-nucleotide messenger RNA. RefSeq lists its product as uncharacterized. The coding region runs from base 1 to 1380 and encodes 459 amino acids. Lineage: Eukaryota; Viridiplantae; Streptophyta; Magnoliopsida; Fabales; Fabaceae. The record is from RefSeq and is a predicted model, not a curated record. The transcript has 2 exons.